AUGGUGAAGAGAGCAGUGUACACACAGAGUCAUCCGCUCACCAAGGAAAUCUACAGUCUGCACCCCCGAGCUCAUCAGGUUCCUGCUGACCCUCCGCUGAUGCCCCCAGAGGUCAUUCAAAUGGGCUGUACGCACAAGACGAGCCGUUUGGGCGCUGUCAGCCCGUGCAGUACUCACUGA
Molecule: messenger RNA, 180 nt
Organism: Phytophthora nicotianae INRA-310
Lineage: Eukaryota; Oomycota; Peronosporomycetes; Peronosporales; Peronosporaceae
Exons: 2
Coding region: 1-180 (59 amino acids)
Source: RefSeq, a predicted model, not a curated record